Messenger RNA from Oncorhynchus masou masou (cherry salmon), 11727 nucleotides. It is a transcript of the gene xirp2b, whose product is annotated as xin actin binding repeat containing 2b. Gene Ontology annotation, cellular component: stress fiber; focal adhesion. Gene Ontology annotation, molecular function: actin filament binding. The coding region runs from base 319 to 11694 and encodes 3791 amino acids. Gene Ontology annotation, biological process: actin cytoskeleton organization; actin filament organization. The transcript is spliced from 11 exons. Lineage: Eukaryota; Metazoa; Chordata; Actinopteri; Salmoniformes; Salmonidae. The record is from RefSeq and is a predicted model, not a curated record.
GCAGCGCAGGUGUGACUACCAGGGUAGGACUUCUUGAGGAAGCUGUGAACCCAGAGGAACAGGAUUCACUCUGAAGACUCAGAUUCCAUUGACAGGGCCCAUUGACACGACCCACUGGUGCCGGGAUCCACUGACACCAGGAGCCACUGACACCAGAUCCCACUGACACCAGAUCCCACUGACACCAGGAGCCACUGACACCAGAUCCCACUGACACCGGGAGCCACUGACACCAGAUCCCACUGGCGCCGGGAUCCACUGACACCAGGAGCCACUGACACCAGAUCCCAGUGACACCAGAUCCCACUGAUCAUACCCAUGGCCAUGUCCCAGCAGGCAGCUGUCUCCAAGCAGCAGGACAACGCCUUCUCCAGCGGGGUCAUGGAGGAGUCUGAGGUCUGCUCUGUGCCUGGGGGGCUCGCCAGCGUCAGGGCACAAUUUGAGAACCAGGAAACUGCAACAUCGCACAAUGUCUCCCAGUUCCACUUCCACCGCAGAGCUGUGCAGGAAGUUCAAUUGAACUCUGAGGUGACAAUGAGGAGCACUUCCAGAGAUGUCAUCCCAGCCUCUCAGCAGGCUAUUUUCCACCAGGAUGAACAGGUCACACAUGAGGAAAACAGCUUUACCUCGGUUUAUGACAACAACCAUAAUGAUGAAAGAGAGGAGGAAGGUCCUAGACUUACAACCAAGGAAUUAAGAGAUCACUUUGAGAGAACCAUUGAAGAAGCUGCCCCAAGCAAGCCAAUGAAGAUUGGCCGAGCUGACAUCAAUAGAUCGCAUUGGGCUUCAAAUAUAUCAGAAAAACCAGUCUCAACAAGAGAGAUACAAAAUGUAUCAAUGAUAGAGGACACAUCUGCUAUUGCAGUUGACUACGAGGACACUGAAUAUUUCCCUCCACCACCUCCAGAAGACUUAGAGUACCUCCCACCUCCACCCCCAGACCUACUGCAGGUCCCAUCAGAAAGUCCAGAUAUGCCAGUAGAGUGCUACUACUCACCUGAACCCCCGGAAUCAGCUUACCCUUCUAAACGUCCACUCAGUAGACAGGAAUACUUCAGGCAGAGAAACCAAUAUGAGUUGAAACGCCUUUACAAGCAUAUACAUCCUGAGGUGCGUAAAAACUUAGAGAUGUAUAGUGAUGUGGCUGAGUAUGAAAACACCCGACAAGAGAGUCAGGAGGAGUUCACGGGGGAGACGAGGUAUAUAUACGAGGAUAACGGUAGCAGCCCCAACGACUGCAUUAGCCCAGAAGAAGAAUACCUGGAAUGGGAUGAGAUCCUCAGAGGGGAGGUGCAGUCAAUGCGCUGGAUGUUUGAGAAUAAACCUCUGGAUGCCAUCAAAGACGACGCCUCAAAUGAGGAUGACGACCAAAACAUGGAACAGGAGAUGAUUGUUGGGAGUGAUGUAAGAAGCAAAGCAUGGAUGUUUGAGACCAAGCCCAUGGAUGCAUUGGGAUCAGACAACAAAGCUUUAACUAAAUAUAGACACAAGUUCAAUACGUUGGACAAAGGAGAUGUCCGUGCUGCAGCCUGGUUGUUUGAAAACCAACCCAUGGAGACCCUGAACAAAAUGCAUGGCGAUGAAGAGCUAACCAAAGAGAUAGUGUUUACCCAGGAAGAUGGCAGCUCUACCAUACACAUGCUUGAAUCUCAGUACAUGGAAACGUUAGGUCACACUGAGACCAUUGAUGACAGUCACCUCCUGAGUCUGAGAUCAGUGCUCGAGGAAAUAAAGGGAGAAGUGAAGACGAUCACAAGCACAUUUGAGACUCAGUUCAUGUGCGUCCUCAUGGGACAGUCAGGCCAGAUGUUGGAGAUAACAUCUAUACGCAAAGUGGAGACUGAGAAGGGUGACACUAAAACAUCUACCUGGCUUUUUGAUACCCAAGCCCUGGACAUGGCUAAUAAACCUGCUGCCCCAGUGAAACUUGUGUGUAGCCUGUCCAUGGAAGACAACUAUAAAGGAGAUGUUCACCGGAGUAGAUGGUUGUUUGAAACAAAGACCUUAGACUCCGUUAAUGAAGAUGAAUGGGAGAGCUCAACGCUGCAAAAGGAAGAGAUAAUUGGAGCCGAUGUGCGAAAACACUGCUUAGCGUUUGAAACUCAGCCAAUGGAUCCUCUGAAAGAUGACGCAAAUGCUAGACCCCCGACUAUCGGUGGUAAUGUUAGGUCUGCAAGACACUUCUUUGAAACUAGUCCUGAGGCAGCUUUGACGGACCUCAAUGAGGUAAGGAGCCUCAAAAUGUUGGUGGCAGCUGAAAAACACAAGGGUGAUAAUAGACACCAAAAAUGGAUGUUUGAGAAUGAACGACUAGAGGACAUAAGAGAUGAGAAGAAGGGGAUUGUUCGUACUGUGAACCUCGAAAAUCUCACUGAAGAUCAAGCUACAAGCUACAACGCAGAUGUCCGUAAGAAUUGCAUGGUAUUUGAGACUCAGCCAAUGGAUACUUUGAAAGAUGAUUCGAAUGCUAGAGCCCUGUCCAAGGCGGAAAUUGUCAGAGGUAAUGUCAGAUCAGCGAGACAUUACUUUGAAACCACUCCAGCGGACAAUAUAAAAGACCUUGCUGAGGUUGGGAAGCUACAACAAAUGGUGAGACUCGAUGAAGAGAAGGGGGAUGUGAGACACCAGAAAUGGGUUUUCGAAAGUCAACCCCUGGAGCACAUUCAAGAGGAAAAGAAGGAAGUUAUUCAAACCAUUAACCUGGAGGAAAUAAAUCAAGUGGAUGUCUCAAACUACAAGCAAAUAUUUGAAACCACAGACUUAACCAGAUGGGAUGAAUCUCAAAAGAUAAUCGUGGAGGGUGUAACAUGUGGCUCUGUGAAAUCUAACAAACAUCUGUUUGAGUCUACACCAAUGUACGCCAUGCAAGAUAGCUCUGGCCAUUACCAUGAGGUAAAAACAGUGCGUCGGGAAGAGGUUGUCAAGGGAGACGUAACAAGCUGCAAAUGGAUGUUUGAAACAUGCCCCAUUGACCAGUUUGAUGAACGUAUCACUAAUUAUCAAGUUAUUAAGGGAAUAUCCAAAGAAGAAGUUGAGUCUGGUGACGUUAAAACGGCCAAGUGGCUGUUUGAAACACAGCCUCUUGAUGCAAUUAAAUACUUCAGCAAUAUUGAAGACGAGGAAAGUAAAACUAAGGAAAGUGUUGAGAUUGUAAAAGGGGAUGUUAAAACCGGUAAGUGGUUAUUCGAGACGAAACUAAUGAAUGUCCCAUAUGAGAAGGAGGAGUUGACGAGUGAAACUGAGAGUGAGGGGCUACGCAAAGGAGAUGUAAAAAUAUGCACAUGGUUGUUUGAGACACAGCCACUUGACACUAUCCGAGAUGAAACAGAAACUGUUCUACAAACAUGCACUGUGAAUCAAGAAGAUGUCCAGGGCAAAGAUGUACGAAUGGCUCGUUUUUUAUUUGAGACGGAGAAUCUUGAGAACAUCACAGGGGAGGACGAGAGCUCUAAGAGGGUUACAGAGAUUGACAUUCAGUCAGGAGAUGUCAAUAGAAUGAAGUAUAUCUUUGAGAAUCAGUCCUCUGAUAUCAUGACCUCAACAUCUGAGGAGUCCAUGCAAAGGCUCAAAACUACACAAUCAACUUCACAAUCAGAGGACAUCCAGAAAGGAAAUGUGGUGAACUGCAAAUGGCUCUUUGAGAACCAAUCCAUAGAUGCCAUACGUGAUAUCCAAGAAGAGACUCUGGACACCCGCACUGUGACUGAUGUACAAGGAGGUAAUGUGGACAAAGGUCGUUUUAUUUUUGAGACGUACUCCUUAGACAAAAUCCAGGAGGUUUCCUCAGAGAUAGAUAUUACAAAGUUGCAGAAAAUAACUUGUGAGGAGGAAGAGAAAGGGGAUGUGAGGAACUACACCAUGAUGUUUGAAACUCAGCCUCUUUAUGCCAUUCAAGACAAAGAGGGCCAUUAUCAUGAGGUCACCACUGUCACAAGCGAGGAGAUAUUGAAGGGUGAUGUGAUCGGGUCCCGGUGGUUGUUUGAAACCAAGCCUCUUGAUUCUAUCAGUGAUACAGAUGAGGUCUAUAUCAUCAAAUCUGUCACACAGGAGGAUGUUCAGAAAGGAGAUGUUACUUCAGCCAAGUGGAGAUUUGAAACACAGCCACUUGAUACGAUUGCAGAGGAUAUAAAAAUGUCAGUUAAAACUGUUGAAGAUAUUCAAGGAGGAGAUGUUAGAAUGAAUAAACAGCGUUUUGAGUCUGAAGUGCUGUCACAGAAGUCUGUGCGAACAGUUAAUGUGAGUGAAAUCCAGAAAGGCGAUGUUAGGACAGCAAAAUGGAUGUUCGAAACUCAAACAAUGGAUAAAAUACGUAGCCAGAGCGAAGAGAAUUUAAUAGAAACGGUCAUGAAAGAGGAGGUGUUAAGGGGAGAUGUUAGACAAUCAGUGUGGCUCUUUGAACAGAAUCCCCUUGACCAUAUAAAGGAGAUAGAUGAGGAAGAUACAGUAGUUAUUCAAGAGGAAAUCCCCAAAGCCGAUGUAACGACAACAACAUGGCUGUUUGAAACAACUCCGUUCCAUGACUUUAAUGAGAACAGUGUUGAGAAGUCGGAAAUCCUGGGUAAAAGUAUCAAAGGAACCCUUGAAGAACUUUAUAGCCAGAAAAUCGUUAAUUCAAAAGGAGUACUCAUUGAAGCAGAUGAAAUUGGGGACGUUAGAAUGGCAAAAUACCAGCUAAUGAAUAAGGAUUCUCCAGAGAUCCAAAGAGAGGAAAUCAUCAGCGGGGAUCUGAGCAACAUUAUGAUGAAUCUUUUGAACCGUCGGGAAAGAAUUGAGAGGGGGGUAGUGGUAGAGUCAGGAGAGAAGGGUAAUAUCAGUACAACAGUGCAUCAACUGUUCAACCAAGAGAGGGGCAUCAGUGUGGAAAAGGAGGAAAUAUUAAGAGGUGACAUCCAGGAAGCUGUAAACAAUCUUCUCAAGGAGGGAGGAUCUGCUAAACGUGGUAUACUCCUUCAAGAGGAUGAGAAGGGAGAUGUGCGAAUGACUAUAUAUUCUCUUCUAAAUAAAGAAGAGGACAUCAGUGUUGAAAAAGAGGAUAUAGUCAAAGGCAAUAUAAGAAAUGCACUCCAAAGACUAUCCAACCCAGAAAGCCAAGAGCAGAUGAGGAUAAAGGUGGAUGAGAACGAAAAGGGAAACGUGAACUUUUACUCCACAUGCAUUGAAUCUGGGGCGCUUGACUAUCUCAAACAACUCCAGGUAGAGCCAGAUGAGACUCUACCUGAAAAGGUAGAGAAAGAGGAAAUUAUUAGAGGAGAUAUAAAGGGGACAAAACUCAUUCUUGACAGUAAUCGAGCACAAAUUGAACGUACAGUAGAUGAAGAGGACAUAGUGUGCGGAGAUGUUCACAACUCAGUCAAGGUUUUCAUGACUGAACCCACACACUCACUGGAUGGCCUACAGAAAGAGGAAAUUGUGAGGGGCGAUCUGAAAGCCGCUAUGAACUCGCUGUCUCAGUUUGUAAAUCAGACAGUGGUUGUAGAGAAAGAGGAGGUGGUAAGAGGUAACAUACACAAAGCCCGAAGGCACCUUGAGUUGGCUCAAACACGGCCCAAGGAGGUGGAAAAGCCAGAGAUUGUCCGCGGCAACAUCAAAGGGGCAUUGAGGUCCCUAGAGAAAUCUGCAACCUCCAAAGUUGAAGUUGUCAUCGAAGAUUUAGUACCUGGAGACAUCAAAGGUACCUUAAAAUCCCUGGAGCAGGCAAAGCAAACAGUCAGGGCUAUCAAGAAGGAAGAGAUUGUAAAGGGUAACAUUCAUACAGCCAAGCAAUGUUUACAAGAGGCUUCUAAUGACAGGAGGACAUGUCAACAGGAAAUGUAUGUUCAGGGAAACGUGAGAGGCACUAUUGAGCUCUUAUUGGAACAACCAGCUUCCCCAAGAAUGACACGGAGACCCAGCAUUGAGGGUGAUGUGAAAAUGUCCAUUAAAUCACUCUACGAGACACAUGAGGUGCAAGAGGCAAGGGAGGAACAAACUCAACCAGAGAAAGAGGAGGUGAUAAAGGGUGAUGUUAAAGGCACAAUCAAAUCCUUGCUGGAAUCAGCCCAGCGUGCAGCUCCUAAAAUCAGAGUGGGAGCUAGAAGGGUCAAAGUUCCUGCGAGCUCUCCACUUAAAAAUAGGUCUCAAAGCAUUGAAGGACAAAGAAACCUACGGGGAAAAAAGAUGGCUAAUUCAGUCAAAAUGGAGAGCUCAACACCAGAGAAUCAAUCCCUCUCAACUCAAAACACAAUCAAUACAUCUGAAUCACAGACUACUCAACAAUCAACGGAAGUAAUACAACACACAGCCAUCACUCAAAACCAUGGUAUUAAAACAUUGGAGACUAAGUUCUGUAACCUCAAUUCAAGUAGAAAGGGUUUGAUCAGACUAGAUAAAACCAAAGUGAAAACAAAUGUUCUUACCCCAACACGGACAUUGUCUGAGUCUGAACUUUCUCUCUCUCCCCCACCUCCAUGUGAUGAUCAAUCAUCCCUAACCCCAGCCUCCUCUAUCAAUAGGCUGGACUUGGACCUUCCUCCUCCCCCAACUCCUCCUCCCCCACCACCUGUUGAGACCGAUAAUUUCCCUCCCCCACCAACACAGGAUUUCCUUCCACCCCCACCCUCACAGUAUGAACUGGACUCUAUGUCAUCCCAGACACCUCAUCAAUCACUAGCUAAAGCCACAAAAGUUACUGUCAAAAAGCACCAGACAUCUAUUUCCUCCACAAAGCAACAGACAGUUACUGCAGCUAAACAACAGGUAUCGUCAGCAUACACAGAGCAGUCACACUUUGCUGUAAGUAGCUCUCAAAUCCAGAUCUCGACCAGUGAUGCUAAAAAGGUUGAAAAUGUGAAUGAAGAUGUCAGAAAAGAUGUCAAAAACCUCAAAACCACCUCUCAAGUCCAGAUCUCGACCAGUGACGAUAAAAAGGUUGAAAGUGUGAAUGAAGAUGUCAGGAAAGAUGUCAAAAACCUCAAAACCACCUCUCAAGUCCAGAUCUCGACCAGUGACGAUAAAAAAGUUGAAAAUGUGAAGAAAGAUGUCAAAAACCUCAAAACCACCUCUCAAGUCCAGAUCUCGACCAGUGACGAUAAAAAGGUUGAAAAUGUGAAGAAAGAUGUCAAAAACCUCAAAACCACCUCUCAAGUCCAGAUCUCGACCAGUGACGAUAAAAAGGUUGAAAAUGUGAAGAAAGAUGUCAAAAACCUCAAAACCACCUCUCAAGUCCAGACCUCGACAUGUGACGAUAAAAAGGUUGAAAUUUUGAAAAAAGAUGUCAAAAACCUCAAAACCACCUCUCAAGUCCAGAUCUCGACCAGUGACGAUAAAAAGGUUGAAAAUGUCAGGAAAGAUGUCAAAAACCUCAAAACCACCUCUCAAGUCCAGACCUCGACCAGUGACGAUAAAAAGGUUGAAAAUGUGAAGAAAGAUGUCAAAAACCUCAAAACCACCUCUCAAGUCCAGAUCUCGACCAGUGACGAUAAAAAGGUUGAAAAUGUGAAGAAAGAUGUCAAAAACCUCAAAACCACCUCUCAAGUCCAGAUCUCGACCAGUGACGAUAAAAAGGUUGAAAAUGUGAAUGAAGAUGUCAGAAAAGAUGUCAAAAACCUCAAAACCACCUCUCAAGUCCAGACCUCAACAAGUGACGAUAAAAAGGUUGAAAUUUUGAAAAAAGAUGUCAAAAACCUCAAAACCACCUCUCAAGUCCAGACCUCGACAAGUGACGAUAAAAAGGUUGAAAUUUUGAAAAAAGAUGUCAAAAACCUCAAAACCACCUCUCAAGUCCAGAUCUCGACCAGUGACGAUAAAAAGGUUGAAAAUGUGAAUGAAGAUGUCAGGAAAGAUGUCAAAAACCUCAAAACCACCUCUCAAGUCCAGAUCUCGACCAGUGACGAUAAAAAGGUUGAAAAUGUGAAUGAAGAUGUCAGAAAAGAUGUCAAAAACCUCAAAACCUCCUCUCAAGUCCAGGUCUCGACCAGUGACAAUAAAAAGGUUGAAAAUGUGAAGAAAGAUGUCAGAAAAGGUGUCAAAAACCUCAAAACCACCUCUCAAGUCCAGGUCUCGACCAGUGACAAUAAAAAGGUUGAAGAUACAAAAACAGAUGCCAAGAAAGAUGUCAGAAAUCUAAAAACUAAAGAUUCCCAUAAAUCUGAGGACAAGAAGAACAAGGAUAAUUCUGCAUCCCAAGGACCCGAAAAGUUUUCUGACCAUCCUACCAAAACAGAAAAGGUAACCCAAGAAACAAUUGUCAAAGCAGUCAGAUCACCCUUGGAAGACAAAAACAAAUAUGAUAUUUAUGUAUCACAAGCACCUGAGAAGGUUCCUAGUCAGUCAAUUAAAGUAGAAAAGGUAACCUCAGAAACUAAUGUCAAAACAGGCAAAAAGAAGGCCAAAGGGCAAGAAAAGAAAGUAGAAGUAAAAGACAUGAAACAGCCAGAUGAAGCUAAGAAGGAAAUAAUUUCACAGGUGAAGGAUGUCACUAAGGUAAAGGUUUCUAGUGAGCAAACGCAUCAUGAGACUGAGGACAAAGUCAAGGUCAAGGAGGACAGUCAGAAAGCUCUUGCUGUUAAUGACAACCAACCAGCAACUCCAACUCCUGCAAGAAAGAAGAAGAAGAAGAAGAAGAGGUCAAAAGCCAAAGAUGCGGCUGCCUCUGCAGAAUCAACUAAAUCUGUUUCUGAAAGUUCCACUCAAAGUCAGGAGAUCACUGUAGUGCAGACGCACAAAGCCCAUCAAGAGGAGCACAUUCAGGUACAUAAGGAAGUGAUUAUCACUGAAAGCAAAGUUCAUCAACGUAUCCAGGAGCAAGGAACAGUGAAAGUCGAAAAACAGGUCAAGGUCAAGAAAGAGGUGACCUCAAACCAGCAGAUUCAAGACAAACCAAAGGAGGAAUACAGAAAUGUUCCAGUGAAAGUGGAAAGUGGAAAAAUGACAAGCCAGUCAUCACAAAAGGAUCCUGCGAAGCCCUCAACAGGGAGCACUGAGGAUUGUUUAGAGGGAACCCAGACUACUCUGGAGAAGCAUGAGAGUAAACCUACUUCUGAAAAGCUCAUUGUUGGUGGGGCAACUCAAAAAAUACACAAGAUAAGUAUUGGCUCUUCAAAAGUGGAAAGUAAAAAGACAUCACAUGAAAGCAAAAAGCAAGAGUGGAGUGUAAAAUAUAUUGAUCGUAGCGCACCCUCACCCUUACUACGGACGCGCUCACCCUCACCCACCUUUAUUACUAUUGAAUCUACCCAGAGAACGGCCUCACCUCGGAGAAUAACCCCAUCACCUAUCCCAAUGCUCAGACCAGCCACUCCCCCAACGCCCCCCCCUCGCAAAUUGGAACCUCCUACAUCACACAUCAAUAGGGCCACACCCUCUCCCACCUUUUCUAGAGCAGAGAACUUGGCGUGGAUGAAAGAUACUACAGCCCAGCUUUCUUGUGGAGUGACGCCACCUCCGGUUCCACUUCCUAUGCAGGUCGCGGAAAAUAAAUCGGACAUUGUGGAAUACCCCGCAUCAUUCUAUCGGCAGAUCAAAAUUGAGGAACGAACUGAGGAAACUUCUGAAAUGCUAGCUCAAAAGGCUGCUGUGAAGGUCACAAGUGGAAGGUCAUUCCCUCAAAUGGAUAAGGAUGACAUGGAUGCUUCAGAAAUGUCAGACUCAUCAAUGGUGACUACAUCAGUGAGAGACAAGAGGGAGUUUUUUGAAGAAGCACAAAAAGCGGCAGAAAAUAAGACUUAUGUGCGAAAGGAUCCCAUUGACAUACCAGAGCGCUUGGGCCCAGACAUGGAGGAGCCCAAAACAACAAACCGAGACAGUAGGGAUGAAACACAAAGCACAUCUGAGAAGAUCGCAGAGAACAGCACUGAGGUAGUGGGAUCUACAGAGUCAACCGAAAAAGAAUUGAUGGAAGCUUCAGAAAUGUCAGAGUCAUCAAUAGUGACUACAUCAGUGAGAGACAAGAGAGAGUUUUUUGAAGAGGCACAAAAAGCUAAAAUAAAUAAGACCUAUGUACGAAAAGACCCUAAUAAUGUCCUAGAGCACUUAGGUCCAACCAUUAUAGAGCCUGAAGCAGAAAACCGAGAGAGGAAGGAAGACGUACAAAACACAACUGAGAAAAUCACAGAGAAAAUCUCUGAAGAAGUGGGAUUUAUGUGGGAUGACCAGUGGGUGUCAUCUGCCAUAGAGGCUUUGGAACCUUCUGAAUUGUCAGACUCAUCAUCAGUGAGAGACAAGAGAGAGUUUUUUGAAGAGACUCAUAAAGCUGAAAUAAAUAAGACCUAUGUACGAAAAGACCCUAUUAAUGUCCUAGAGCACUUAGGUCCAACCAUUAUAGAGCCUGAAGCUGAAAACCGAGAGAGGAAGGAAGACGUACAAAACACAACUGAGAAAAUCACAGAGAAAAUCUCUGAAGAAGUGGGAUUUAUGUGGGAUGACCAGUGGGUGUCAUCUGCCAUAGAGGCUUUGCAAAAUUCUGAAUUGUCAGACUCAUCAGCAGUGACAUCAGUGAGAGACAAGAGAGAGUUUUUUGAAGAGACUCAUAAAGCUAAAGUAAAUAAGACUUAUGUGCGAAAGGAUCCCAUUGACAUACCAGAGCGCUUGGGCCCAGACAUGGAGGAGCCCAAGACAACAAACCGAGACAGUAGGGAUGAAACACAAAGCACAUCUGAGAAGAUCGCAGAGAACAGCACUGAAGUAGUGGGAUCUACAGCGUCAACCGAAAAAGAAUUGAUGGACGCUUCAGAAAUGUCAGAGUCGUCAAUAGUGACUACAUCAGUGAGAGACAAGAGAGAGUUUUUUGAAGAGACUCAUAAAGCUAAAGUAAAUAAGACCUAUGUGCGAAGGGAUCCCAUUGACAUACCAGAGCGCUUGGGCCCAGACAUGGAGAUGCUCGAACCAGAAAACCAAGAGAAGGAGAACCUUCCAAAGGUGGACUUGUCUGGAUUAGUCAACAAAUUUGAAACACCAGAAGAGAAGGUUUAUGUCAGAAAGCCUAUCACAAUGAGAGAAAGACGUGGGAGUGAGACAGAAUACACAAAGUCUGACAUAGAAGAUACAGAAACUCAAGAGGAGGAAAUGCUUACUUUGGACAUCAAGGCUAUUAAACAUGUUUUUGAAAUGAGUGAGCAAAGUCCAUCUUUCAAAGACAAGAAAAAUCAACCGGAUGAGCUGGAGUCAAACCUGAGUGAAAACACAACAGAGAGUUCAAAGCAGGAGAACACCCAGGAGACACAGAGGGGCUCCGGGCAGAUUUCGCCCCUGCCUUCCCAGAAAGAAGUGCAACAAAUGUCAGCAGACCCAACAGACUCUGAAACCAAGUUAGUCACAGAGCAUUUUGUGAACUUAGAUGAAUUAGGCAACAAGACAAUUGGAUCACUGAGCAGCACAAUGGUUUCCCAGCACUCAAAGAGCGUAACAACCGACCAUCCCCCCUUCUCAUAUGCUGACGUGGUAAAAAAAAAAGUUUCUCAGGUGACGCCAUCUGAAACCCCAGAUGAGGCUUCCACUGAAGAGUUGCUGAGGGAUUUCCACGAAACAUGGACGGAGAGUGAGAGUUUUUUCAAGAGUCUCGGCUACAGUGUCUCAGAGGAGAGAACAUCACAUGCUGUGUCACAUCAAACGAAGACUAUUGUUACUGACUCGAGUUCUCAAGUCGGAGCUUUGCACUGUGUGUCGGAGGAGGGUCUAUCCGAUGGAGUCUCUAAUAGCGGACAGAAAAAAAUUCCAUAAAUCUUGUUUCUGCUGCGAGUACUGCAGAAAUAA